AUGUCCGCCGCAAAGAUCGAGAAAGUCCUUGCACGGCAAAGAACAAAAAUCGAGGAAGGCGAGUUCUACGAAGCCCAUCAACAACUCCGGACGAUCGCGAAUCGAUAUGUCAAGGCUAGCGACUGGCCAGCAGCCGUGGAUCUUCUUUCCUCUGGUGCCUCGAUGUUGCUCAAAGCUGGACAAGGUGGCUCUGGAGCAGACCUCUGCAUAUAUCUCAUGGAAGUCUAUCAGAAGGGGGAGCUGAAGGCGGAUGUUGCGAACAAAGCGCGGAUACUGGGACUACUGAAGGCUUUCCCACCUAACGAGCCUGCGAAGAAGAAGUUUGUUGGCAGUAUCGUUGAAUGGUCUAGCAAAUGCAGCGAGUUCCCAGCAGGUGACCCGGAGCUACACCACGUGAUUGGAACACUCUUCGCGGAGGAAGGCGAGCCUUACGAUGCGGAACGACAUCUUACCUUGGGGACAUCCGAUUCGGCCUCUGUCUUUGCAGACAUGGAAUAUGAGUGGUACUCCUCAGACGAACCCUCCACCGCAUCACACUACGUCGCCCGUGCUGUCUUUCCUUACCUCCUCAUCGGGAACACUCGCGGUGCGAACAAGGCUCUCCUACUCUUCACGAGCAAACUCUCUUCCGCACAUCCUGGCCUAGGCGUACAGAGCAUAUCUUCGCCAUCCUCCGACAUCAGAAUUUACCCAUCUCUUCCUCUCCUAAACUUCCUCGGACUUCUACUAUUAGCGAUACAACGCGGUAGCGCCGACCUUUUCAAACAACUGAAGACCCACUACGCCGCGCACUUGAAGGAGGUUGCCUGGGAUGAAACUUUGGCACAGAUUGGAGAGAUGUACUUUGCCAUCAAGAUUCCAUCACAGAGUAAUCCAAUGUUUGAUAUGAUGAGCAAUAUGCUUAUGGGCGGGAACAAUCCGUUUGCGGCGAAGAAGAAGGAUCCUAAGACGAUCGGAGCGGCGGCUCCGAAAGAUGGACCGCCUGCUCCUGGGGUUGACUAA
Molecule: messenger RNA, 1002 nt
Organism: Zymoseptoria tritici IPO323
Lineage: Eukaryota; Fungi; Ascomycota; Dothideomycetes; Mycosphaerellales; Mycosphaerellaceae
Exons: 3
Coding region: 1-1002 (333 amino acids)
Biological process (GO): protein insertion into ER membrane
Cellular component (GO): TRC complex; cytosol
Molecular function (GO): protein binding
Source: RefSeq, a predicted model, not a curated record